AUGACUGAAGACCUGUUAAUCCCGCUGCUACUAUUUCUUACAGCAUUUGCGCUGACUUUUCAUCUUUGGAAAUACUUGCAGAGAUCAAAUUUGCCCCCGGGACCAUGGGGGUAUCCAGUUGUAGGUGUCCUGCCUAGAUUUGAUUUUUCUGAUAUUGAAACAUAUCGACGUCUGCGAAAGCAGUAUGGCAAUGUUUACUCUCUGAGACUUGGGCUGCAGAAUGUUGUGGUUGUCUGUGGGUAUAACAUGUUGAGGGAGGUCUUUAUUGUCAAUGGUGAGGCCUCCUCUGAUCGCCCUCAGAAUUACCUGAUGAAAGAACUGUCUGAAAACGCAGGCGUGGUGGCCACAUCUGGUCCUCGUUGGAGAGAGCUCAGAAAUUUUUGCCUUCGAACUCUCCGUGAUCUCGGAUACAAUAAACGCUCAAUCGAUAUGAGAGUACAGGAAGAGAUCCACUACGUUCUGGAGGAGGUAGCUAAUUACCGGGGGAAACCCUUCAAUAUCAAACAACUGGCUCAAAUGAGCAUUUCCAAUAUCGUCUGUUCAGUUAUUUAUGGCAAACGUUUUGACUACCAAGAUCCAGAUUUUGUAAAACUGAUGGCAAAUAUGAAUACUGUGUUCGAAAAAGGUAGCUCAACAGGCGCCAUCAAUUUCUUCCCAUUUCUUCGAUUUUUACCCGGGGAUUUGUUUCGUGUUAAAAUGUUAAAGACGUGCUAUCAGGUUGAAGUGGCUUUUAAUAAAGAUCGAAUCCAAGAGCACAGAAACAAGCUCAAUUUACAGGAGCCACCACGUGACUAUAUAGAUUCUAUUUUAAUGGCCCAAGCCAAUGAUACCUUACUUGACGAUGUUCAGGUGUAUCACCACAUCAGCGAGAUGUUUGCUGCGGGCACAGACACCACUGCAACUGCCAUUCGAUGGGCUCUUCUUUUCCUGAUUCAUAAUCCAGAAGUUCAAGACAAAAUGUUGCAAGAAAUUACGGAGGUAACAGGAGACGUUCGCCUUCCCCUCAUAGCAGACCGAGAUAAAAUGCCAUACUGUGAAGCUGUUGUAAAUGAAGUAUUGCGCAUGGGUAACAUAGCUCCACUGAGUCUACCACACAUGACGUCGCAUGAUUUUACGGUGGCGGGAUAUAAAAUUCCUAAAAACACUACAUUGAUUCCGUGUUUAUCGCCACAUACAAGAGACCCUGACUUGUUUCCAAAUCCAGACAAGUUUGACCCCGAGAGAUUCGUGACAUCAGAUAAAUUCACUUCUGAACGAGAAAAAGUCUUGGCAUUCUCUCUGGGCAGGAGGGUGUGUGUCGGUGAGUCAUUGGCUCGGAUGGAACUUUUUCUGUUUCUGACGUCUCUUGUCCAGCGGUUCAAAUUUACGAUGGAAGAUCCGAACGUUCCGCCAUCACUGAAGGGAGUCAUGGGCUUCACCCAUUCACCCAAACCAUAUCAUCUGGUGGCAACCAAACGGGAGUAG
This is a messenger RNA of Ostrea edulis (European flat oyster), 1464 nucleotides long. RefSeq names its product cytochrome P450 2J4-like. Gene Ontology annotation, biological process: xenobiotic metabolic process. The transcript is spliced from 4 exons. The record is from RefSeq and is a predicted model, not a curated record. Gene Ontology annotation, molecular function: heme binding; iron ion binding; oxidoreductase activity, acting on paired donors, with incorporation or reduction of molecular oxygen, reduced flavin or flavoprotein as one donor, and incorporation of one atom of oxygen. Gene Ontology annotation, cellular component: intracellular membrane-bounded organelle; cytoplasm. Lineage: Eukaryota; Metazoa; Mollusca; Bivalvia; Ostreida; Ostreidae. The coding region runs from base 1 to 1464 and encodes 487 amino acids.